Mesoplodon densirostris (Blainville's beaked whale) is the source of this 432-nucleotide messenger RNA. RefSeq names its product lysozyme like 4 (gene LYZL4). Gene Ontology annotation, cellular component: acrosomal vesicle; sperm flagellum. Gene Ontology annotation, molecular function: lysozyme activity. Gene Ontology annotation, biological process: fusion of sperm to egg plasma membrane involved in single fertilization. Lineage: Eukaryota; Metazoa; Chordata; Mammalia; Artiodactyla; Ziphiidae. The record is from RefSeq and is a predicted model, not a curated record.
AUGAAGGCGCCCAUGGUGCUCUCCCUCAUUGGGUACCUGGUGGUUCCAAGUGGCGCUGCUGUCUUGGGGCACUGUGUGGUGGCUAAGAAACUCCACAAAGGAGGCCAUUUUGAGGGCUACAGCCUCGAAAACUGGGUGUGCCUGGCUUAUUUUGAGAGCAAGUUCAACCCCACUGCUGCCUACGACAGCUUGCGCGGUGACUACACCGGCUACGGCUUCUUUCAGAUCCGCAACCGUGACUGGUGUGACCACGGCAAGAACCGUUGCCACGUGUCCUGCUCUGCUUUACUGAAUCCAAAUUUAAAGGAGACAAUUGAAUGUGCCAAGAAAAUUGUAAAAGAAAAAAGAGGAACGGGAGCGUGGACCUACUGGACCCUCAACUGCCAGCACUCUGACACUCUGGAGCGGUGGUUGGACGGAUGCAAGCUGUAG